AAAGGUUUGCUAUGAACGGGACAUUUUAUCCGUACUUUACUAGUUUGGUAGCCGUUUCAAUAAAAUAAAACCCUACCUCUCCCUCUAUUUACUUACUGAGGAAACAGAAGAAGAGCACAGAUUCCACUUCCACCCAGCAGCAGCACAGAUUCCAACUUCCACUCAGCAGCAGCAGCAGCAAAUCUGAUGAUUGUGAAACUCAUAUAACCAGUGCCAAGAUUGAAAACUUGAUUGAUAGAGUGCAAGGGAUAGCAGUAUAGAGCCUGGUGGCACUGAGGAUUAAAGUUUCUUACAAGCAGUAGAAAAAGAAGAAGAAGAAGAAUGUUGGACAUUAAUCUAUUCAGAGAAGACAAGGGCCAUAACCCCCAGCUCAUCCGUGAAUCUCAACGUCGCCGUUUUGCCAAUGUUAACGUCGUCGGCGAGAUCAUUCUACUGGACAAGGAGUGGAGGCAGCGUCAAUAUGAGCUUGAUAACCUCCGCAAGGAUUUUAAUAAGAUAAACAAGCUGGUCGCUAAGCUCAAAAUUGCAGGUGAGGAUGCAACUGAAAUGAUAAAAGAUACAAAUGAGAACAAGCGAUUGACUGCAGAAAAAGAAGCACAAGUGCAGGAGGCUGCAUUAGCUUUGAAUAAGAAAUUGGAAGAAGUUGGGAACCUUGUGCACGAUUCAGUGCCUGUUAGUAAUGAUGAGGCCAAUAAUGCUGUAAUUAGUGUUUGGGGUGAGAAAAGGUUGGAGCCUAAAUUGAAAAACCAUGUGGACCUUGUUGAGCUUCUAGGAAUUGCAGAUACUAAAAAAGGUGCCAAUGUAGCUGGGGGCAGAGGCUUCUAUUUGAAAGGUGAUGGUGUACGACUUAAUCAAGCAUUGAUCAAUGUUGCGCUAGAUUUCUUGGAGAAGAGAGGUUAUACAGCCUUGCAAACUCCCUUUUUCAUGAGAAAAGACAUUAUGGCAAAAUGUGCUCAGUUAGCACAAUUUGAUGAAGAACUUUACAAGGUGACUGGUGAAGGAGAGGACAAAUAUCUAAUUGCUACAGCUGAACAACCACUCUGUGCUUAUCAUUUAGAUGAUUGGAUCCAUCCCUCGCAGCUACCAAUCAGAUAUGCUGGAUACUCAUCUUGUUUCCGUAAAGAAGCUGGUUCACAUGGUCGUGACACACUGGGAAUUUUCCGAGUUCAUCAGUUUGAGAAAGUGGAGCAAUUCUGCAUUACUAGCCCAAAUGGCAAUGACUCUUGGGACAUGCACGAGGAAAUGAUAAAGAAUUCUGAGGAUUUCUACAAGAUGCUGAACAUCCCCUAUCAAGUUGUGGCUAUUGUUUCUGGUGCUCUGAAUGAUGCAGCUGCAAAGAAGUAUGAUUUGGAAGCAUGGUUUCCUGCUUCAAAUACAUACAGAGAGUUGGUCUCCUGUUCGAAUUGCACAGACUACCAAUCAAGAAAGUUAGAAAUACGAUAUGGGCAGAAAAAGAACAAUGAGCAGGCGAAGCAAUAUGUUCACUUGUUGAACUCUACCCUGACUGCAACUGAGAGGACCCUUUGCUGCAUCCUUGAGAACUACCAGAAGGAAAAUGGUGUAGAGAUCCCAGAACCUUUGAGAGGAUAUAUGGGUGGAAAAUCUUUUCUCCCUUUCCAGAACAACCCACCUACAGAAGGAAAGGGGAAGAAAUCUAAGGCCUAACCAUUUGAGUUCUGCAGCCUAGAACUUUAGGAUCCAGAUUGAAGUCUAAGCAAGCUUGUUAUCGUAUCGAAUCAAAUGUUUGGUCAAGAUUCAGCUUGAUGUUUGUUAUCUCAUUUCUUCUUGACUAUAUAUACAUUAACAAACGUUUGGUCAAGAUUCAGUUUGAUGUUUGUUAUCUCAUUUUUUCUUGACUUUAUAUACACAUUAACAAAAUCGAAUCUCAAGGGGGAUAUUUUUGUGUCA
Molecule: messenger RNA, 1908 nt
Organism: Ricinus communis (castor bean)
Lineage: Eukaryota; Viridiplantae; Streptophyta; Magnoliopsida; Malpighiales; Euphorbiaceae
Product: serine--tRNA ligase
Exons: 10
Coding region: 322-1665 (447 amino acids)
Biological process (GO): seryl-tRNA aminoacylation
Cellular component (GO): cytosol
Molecular function (GO): serine-tRNA ligase activity; ATP binding; tRNA binding
Source: RefSeq, a predicted model, not a curated record